Messenger RNA from Micropterus dolomieu (smallmouth bass), 1586 nucleotides. Its product is annotated as major histocompatibility complex class I-related gene protein-like. Gene Ontology annotation, biological process: immune response. Gene Ontology annotation, cellular component: external side of plasma membrane. The transcript has 3 exons. The record is from RefSeq and is a predicted model, not a curated record. NCBI's taxonomy places the organism in Eukaryota, Metazoa, Chordata, Actinopteri, Centrarchiformes, Centrarchidae. The coding region runs from base 190 to 801 and encodes 203 amino acids.
CCCAAGUGGGCUAAUCGCCCUUAUACUGUCCACACUGGGUGAAACCAUGCGUGAAACGGAGUAAGGACGAAACACUGGAUCAUGUGUCUGUCUGUCUAAUAUUCAACUUAAAACUAACUUCACCGCUUUUUAAUACCAGCACAGCUGAACCAGCUCAGUCUUAUAGCAACGAAUCUUUAUCAAAAUAAGAUGAAAAGUUUGUUUUUGUUGCUUCUCUUCUGUCACGUUUCACCAGCAGUGAAACACUCCCUGAAGUAUUUCGUAGCUGCAUUUUCUGGAGUCUCAGACUUCCCAGAGUUCAUGGGAGCUGCAGUGUUUGAUGGUAUUCUGCUGGCUUACUGCGACAGCAACACCAGGAAAGUAGAAGCAAAACAGGACUGGGUGGAAAACAUUUUACAAAAUGAUCCUCAGCAGUUACAGUAUUACACUCAUGAGUGUUUUGAGUAUCUGCCAAAUGUCUUCAAACCGAGGAUAUUUUUUUUUAAGCAGCACUUCAACCAAAGUGGAGGUGUCCAUGUUUUACAGUGGAUGAGUGGCUGUGAGUGGGAUGAGGAGACAGGAGAGUUUAAUGGUUUUAGUCAGUAUGGUUAUGAUGGAGAGGACUUCAUGGCAUUUGACCUGAAGACAUCGACAUGGAUCACUUUGAAACCACAAGCUGUCACCAUCAAAGAGAAAUGGAAUGCUGACAAACCUAGAGCAAAAAAUAAUGAGGUUUACCUCACUCAGCUUUGUCCUGAGUGGCUGAAGAAGUAUUUGGACUAUGGAAACAGCUCUCUGCAGAGAACAGGUAGAAUCACAUGACCUGAUUUGGUUUCAUGGACACAACAAUAUUCAUAUCCCUGCUCAGACUGACUUGCCGUUGUAUUAUCACUCUGAUCAAUCUGACACUACCUUAUUUUGGUGUCAAUAAUCAAUCAAUCAACAUUUAUUUAUAUAGCACUUUACAGCAACCAAUAGGUGUCCAAAGUGCUUUACAUCAACCAAGAAUAAACAACACAGCAUUCAAUAAAAGACAAGACAGAACAUGUGAAGCAUAGAAAACAGUAAGCCAGAUAAGGUUGCCUAAAAUCAUCAGAAGAAGAGGGAGGUUGUUGGACCACUACUGCGUAUUAAAAGCCAUUCUAAAUAAAUAAGUUUUGAUUUAAAAUGAACAUCCGUUAUAGUGCGAAUGUCAGGGGGGAGCUUGUUCCAGACUUUGGGGCCAGCAACAGCGAAGGCCUGAUCUGUUUGUACCACUGUUUGUACCUGGACCUCGGGACUUCUAAAGUCCCUAGAUCUGAAGACCGCAACAGACGAUUUUCUCAAAGCUGAUACUGUGAGAGUUAGUGCACAGUUAGUAUAAGUAAGUUUAUACAGAUUAAGUUUUUCACUGUUUCACUGAACAGUGAAUUCAAUUAAAACAUUGAAACUGAUUGACUUUGCUGUUUGCUGUGAACCGUAAGAAAACAGGCAGAUCCUUCUUCUCUGACUGCAGUGAGUUUCUUUAGUGGUGGUGUCACUACCUUCUCUGUCUCUAUACAAUGUGGAAGUUGUAUAACAAAGGCAUUGUUAUGUAGUUCUGUCUUAUGCUAUCGAUCAUGAGAAGG